This is a messenger RNA of Schistocerca cancellata (South American locust), 1993 nucleotides long. RefSeq lists its product as uncharacterized. The record is from RefSeq and is a predicted model, not a curated record. Bases 204 to 1010 code for a protein of 268 amino acids. NCBI's taxonomy places the organism in Eukaryota, Metazoa, Arthropoda, Insecta, Orthoptera, Acrididae. The transcript has 4 exons.
CAUGACUAGUGUUCUCGUUCUUCUUUCACAAGUAAUAUGAUUGUUGUAUCAACAGUACUGUCUGGUGAGCACAAUAGUGACCAGGUGGCCGGUAAUAAGGCAUCAAGAGCUGGAAUGCUGUCGGAGUGGAAUGACAUCGCUGAGGUGUGUCAGGUGAAAGCUUUCUGGUGAAAAUCACAUUCACACUUGAUGGAAAGUUCCUCAUGCAUUUCUGGAUUGACAAGCGCAGCCAGACGUGUGGGUAUAACGGGCGGCGCUCACUGCCUAUGGGCUGUGGGACAAGACGGCCCCGCUGCAAGCCCAUGGUUACACCUGUCCACCGGUUUACACCAAUUGACUGUGGGCGGCGUAGCCAGCUGUCAGUGCCGCCCACAUUCGGUUCAUCCUCUGGCUCCCACCGACAGCCUGGGCCUCAUGCAGUUGAGGUGGACAGUAGUGUCUUCCUAGACUUACCACUGGAACCAGCAACUGAAGCCACUGUCCACAGUAUAGCUCAACAACAGCUGCUGCCUGUAGGUCGUGUUAGGUGUGGCAUGUGGGCAUCAUUUGCACUUGCCACAGUUUUUGUGGCAGGAGCAAAAUUCUAUUUUGAUCAUGAGGGAGUACAUGGUACUGGGCUGGAGGUGUUGGUGUUCUGUUCGUUGUUGGUUGUGUUCCUGCUCGCAGGUUGUACUGUGUCAUUGUGUCGAUCAAGAGUGACCCGGGAAUUACUUUCAGCUGCAGUAGCAUCAAGUGCUGUUCAUGUCCAAUCUGCCCAAGCUGUAGCAACUUCUUCAUCAGCAACACCUGUCCACCAGACUCGUGAACGUCCUGUUGAAACAACGAGUGUGACAGUUCAGCAAGAAGUGGCUGAAAGGCAAGUGGUUGCCUUACCUUCGUCAAAUACAGCUCAAGUUCCCGAACCACCUCCUCCACCCUACCAUGUCGCAGUUCUGCUACCGGUUCAGCAGAGACCACAUCCACCUGGUGAUGAGUCGCCUCCACCCUCAUAUGAGAAGGCUGUAAGCUAAAAAUGAACCUGUGAACUUCUAAAUCAGAAGCUUGAGUCAUUCCUCUUCGUGCAAUGAGUCAUCAUAGUACUGAUAUCGUGAUAUAGUUUACUUUGAGAGAAUGCUUUGAUUUUCUCAUCUAUAGACUUCCAUGAAAUGAGAGAAUCUCUUGUUGGCUAAAAUAAUGUGGCUGGAAAUAUUCUGAAUUUUCUACCUGUUUGACAAAUAUUUUUAUGCAUCGUCAAGAGAAAUAAUUUGCAUCAACACAGGAAGAAGUUUUGCGAAUUGUUUGUGUCUUGUGCAGUAAAACUGAUAGCUAAGAUUGUAUUUGAUAAGCUAACUGUCUGUUGACUCAUUUUGUACCUCAUUCUCAGUGUAGAUUUGCAUAUUUGAGAGUACCAGUAUACAGAAUGACUAUAAUGGAAAGAUGGGAACUAUCACUCUGACGAGUUCCCUCAUGCUUUUCAUUUAAAUGAUUGUUAUUGCACAAGUAUUAUUUACUUAUUCCAGUCUCUCAUGUCCAUGACAGAAGUUUCCUGUGUUCAGACACUAGCCUUUCUUUCAAAUUUUCACUUGUCAGUGUAUACAUUCUUGUGCAUGACUUGACUAUUCUUAUGCAUUUAAAAACAUCAUGUGUAUUACAAAUAUUAAGCUUGAUUCUGUUCUGUGAACAGUUACAUAUAUAUUAUUAUUUACAGUUAAGUGGCAAAACAUAAAAAUAAAACAAAAGAAAAUGAGUUGUAAUGCCAAAGAAAUGGGCGCAUUUCCUCUAUUUUAUAAUUAGCACCAAGUAAUUUGUGAAAAACUUAAGGCUAUUUCAUUUUGAUUGUUGAUAGCAUGCAAGAAUGUUUGAAUAUGCAAAUUAAAAUACUCUAAAUUUGUGUAUAGCUGUUGUGGGAAAAUUUGUGAAAUGGAAUUAUUUACCUGAAAUGAAAGAAGAGAGAUUUUUUGUGGUUAAGUGCAAUUUAUUUUUUUGGCAAGAACAGAAAUAGUUAAUAUUAUCU